AUGGCAGAAAUAUGCACGAUUCGGGAUCGUUUUUUAAAAGACCAAAGAAAAUGGCUUAAACAAGAAAUAUACACGACGGACACCUUUGUGUCAUAUACGGAGAGCAAUAGAGCCCAAAACUCUCACAUUCCUAAAGCAAACCGUGGACGACCUCAAUUACCUUUUCAAGAAAGCAGUAUUAAAACUAAAAAAAAGCGAGUUGAAAAGUUAGUCAAGAAUUACACUAUGGAGGAGCUAUUUUUUGCUACUCAACAAUCAUCACGUUUGCGUUCUUCGGGAUCAGAAGGUAAAUCUAAGAUUUUAUCAUCAGAACAGGCACUCGCGCUGUAUUUAGAUUUAAAUUUAACAGAACAAAAAUACAACCUUUUUCGUUCUGCUGUAAAUAACUUACACCCAAACUGUUUUCUUCGAAUAGCUAUCAUUAGAAAGCAUAUAAAUCAGCUAAUACCAAGAAAUAUCGAUGUUACUGAGGGCGGUGCAGAAGUAAAUCUACAAGAAUUACUAAAUAUCACAGUAGAAAGUAUACUAAAAACUGUUUAUCUGACGGUGAAUCACUAG
Messenger RNA from Psylliodes chrysocephalus, 558 nucleotides. Lineage: Eukaryota; Metazoa; Arthropoda; Insecta; Coleoptera; Chrysomelidae. The record is from the annotation of a GenBank genome assembly.